GCUGGGCGCAGGAGCUUGCAAGGGGUACACUGGAAAGCCCCCCAUGCCAGGGUCCACACUCGGCUCUGCCCCACGCCCUGUCCCCACAAUCGCCUGGUCAGGAAGAGCAGAGGCCCCGGAUCCAAGAUUCAAAAUAGAAUGGGAGCAAGCAUCAUGAAUAAUCAAAACACAGUGGCCAGUCUGUUGCAAGAAUGUAAACAAAUGCUGGACCAGUUAUCACCAGAAUUGGACCAGUUGAACCGAGACAAGAACGAACAUCCGCAGUACAGAGCUUUGCUCCCUGAUGACUUAUGGACCCUCAUCGAAGAGGCAAAGGAAAUGAAAUGGCCCUUCGUGCCAGAAAGGUGGCAAUAUAAACAAGCCGUAGGCACUGAAGACAAAACAAACCUGCAAGAUAUAAUCAAUGCAAGACUGCAUGACUUACUGAUUUCUUUGAAAACUUCUAUUGCUGCCAAGGAUUAUGUGACAGCAGCUGCUAUUGUGUUCCUGAUUGAUCGGUUCUUAUAUUGGGUUGACGGCUCCAGCCAACUUCUUCAGAUUGCCAAAAAGCUGCACAAGCUUCAACCUACUACGCCAAUUGCCCCUCAGUUGGUGAUCCGCCAAGCUCGUGUCUCGGUAAAUUCAGGUAAACUGCUAAAGGCUGAAUAUAUCCUUAGCAGUCUUAUUAACAACAGUGGAGCAACAGGUGUGUGGAAAUAUGCUAAAGAAAGUGAUCGGAUCCUUGUACAAGCAGUUUGCAUUCAGAUCAGAGGACAGAUUCUACAAAAAUUAGGAAUGUGGUAUGAAGCAGCUGAGCUGAUCUGGGCCUCAAUUUUGGGUUACUUUACACUUCCCCAGCCAGACAAAAAGGGAAUUGCUACAUCAUUGGGGAUUUUGGCUGACAUAUUUGUCUCUAUGAGUGAAAAUGAUUAUAGCCGUUUCAAAGAUAACUAUCAGUUUGAUCUGAACCUCCUUAAAGAGUUUGACCAUCGUUUACUCUCAGCUGCUGAAGCUUGCAAGCUGGCAGCAGCCUUCAGCCAGUUUACGCCAUUGUUUGUGCUCACAGCAGUGAAUAUCCGUGGAACGUGUCUGCUGUCUUAUAGCUGUUCAAGUGUUUGUCCUUCAGAAGAGAAAAAGCUGUAUUUGUCUGAAGCAAAAGAGUCCUUCGAAAUUGGUAUUCUCUGUAAGAAGGAUGAAGAACCCAUCACCAGCAAACAGGAACUCCACAGUUUUGUCAAGGCUGCUUUCUGCCUUACAAAAGUGCACCAGCAACUUUAUGGGGAGAGUGAGAAACUAACUUGCGUGAACCAGUUGUGUCGGGAUGCCUUGGAGAAAGUAUAUAUUUAUAGUCAUGGAAGACACACUGGGCAGCAAGACAAAGAACAGCUGGCCAAGCAUAUCAUCGGAAUAAUUAUGUCUGUUAAGGAGCAACUGAAUGUGCAGAGUUUCCCUAAUUCUGAUGCCAAGUCUUACAUUCCAGAUAGCUACAAAAUGUGCACUGACAAGCAGAUUGUCAGCCAUAACUUGGACUUUGAGAAUGUCCUCAGAAUACACUCCCAGCAUCAUGAAGCAGUCUGUGAGGUUUUUGAAAGUGCUUGCAAGAGCCAAAAGGUGAGAUCAAGAGAAUGCAAAGUGGGAGCCUGUAUAACUGCUUUGAAAACUGAAACCAGAAAUGUAGACACCAUGUGUAUUACUGAAGAAAAGUCACAUCAUGGAGGUGUGAAGGUUCCAUUUCCACAAAAAGCAAGGCAAAAUCAUGAGAGUACUAAGGGCCAAAUACGAAAUAAAUUACUCCGUAAUGCUGCAGUAGAUUAUUCCCUUGAUGAAGAAACAGAAUGUGAAUAUGAGGGUAAGAGUCAAAACAGUGCUGAUGGUAUUUUGGAUGGUUCUCAAAGCAGGAGUGAAAUUUCCAGUUCACUGAGAUCAUGGAGCAAGUUUUCCAGGUCAAGUUCCUCUUCCUUUAGUUGGGAAGAAAGUGAACUGCCCCAAGAUAAUGUACAGAAUAAAAAGAUCAGUCCAAAUAAAGAGCAAGCUUGCUCUGCAAAAUUGAAUGAAGAUGCCUUGAGUAAUGGAGUUACAGAAAUCGGACCAAAUUUCAAACAUGUGGAAGAAAAAAUAGAUACUGCUCAAGAGUCACACAGCAAAACCAGUAGUACCAACUCCAUACAUAACAGUGAGCCUUUGAAUCUUGUAUCAAGGGUCAGUUCUGAGCAAGAUCCAUUAAGAAUUAGCAUUUCUUUGACAACAGCUGAUUCCAGGACCAGGGACAGCACCAAGAACUCUGAUGAAACAUCUUACCAUAAUCAAUGCAGUGCUAAGAGUGAACAUGGAGAAGACCCUGAAUGCAAUGAACCAAUUGCUGGACAUCUUGGGCCAUUGGUUGACCCAGAAGGAGAAACAGUCGACACAGCUGAUGAUACCCAAAUGCAUUUACAUCAACUUAAUGAUAGGAUGACAUCUACUUCCAUAAACAACAAUGUGCCUGAACAGGACAGUUUUGUCCUAAAUUGGAUUAACAAAUCAACCCCUACCAUACCUAAACCUGGCUCAUCUGAAAUGCCUGAUGUUGAUCCUCAAGCAGAAACAGCAGAAGAGUGGGAAUAUGUUUCUGAUAGUGCCGGAAAAUCACUAGAUAGCCUUGCUGGCAUAGAUGUAAUAAGAGAACAACAAAAUUACAGACCAGGGACCACAAGUGUCCCUUCAGAGAGGGGUAACAAACCAUUAGAGAAUCAAUCUAGCUAUUGUGCUACAACUGAAGAAGGUGAGGACGAAAAGCAAAAAGACAUUUUGAGCAUCAGCCACAGUUCAGGCUCCUCUAUGAAAUCAUGGUACAAAGCUUCCCAUUUUUCCAGCAGUUUUUCGGAACUGGGGAGUCCUUCUUUUUUGAACUCUAGUGCAAGCUCUUUUCUCUUUAUGGAAAUGACAAAAGAACAAAUCCUACAGUCUCGCAUUCUGAGUGAUGAUGAUUAUGCUAAAAUUUUGUCAGGUGUAGAUCACACUUGGUUAGUUGAAAGAAUGAAGAAUACUGGGCUGUUUAAGCCAAACGUGCUGCGUAAAUGUCACUCUGCUCUUCUUUUGAAAUACUCCAAGAAAUCUGGACAGUGGACCGGUCAAGAAACAGCUGUCUAUAUCGGAGACUACCUGAGUGUGACCAAGAAAGGAAGACAAAGAGAUGCCUUUUGGAUACACUUUCUACACCAGGAAGAGACUCUGGGAAGAUACAUUGGUAAAGAAUACAAGGAUGAGAAAGAGCUUGUUCACCAUUUUAGUGAUGUGGAACGGCAAAUGACUGCCCAGUACUAUGUGACGGAAUUCAACAAAAGACUCUACGAGCAAAAAAUCCCAACCCAGAUUUUUUACAUCCCAUCAGUAGUACUCUUGUUACUAGAAGGCAAAUCUAUAAAGGGAUGUGUAAGUGUGGAACCCUACAUGCUGGGAGAAUUUGUGAAGUUAUCGAAUAACACUAAAAUAGUAAAACUGGAAUACAAAGCCACAGAAUAUGGACUUGCUUAUGGUCAUUUCUGCUAUGAAUUUUCCCAAGGCACAGAUGUGGUGGUUGAUUUACAAGGCUGGGUGACUGGUAAUGGGAAAGGCCUCAUUUAUCUUACAGAUCCUCAGAUUCAUUCUGUAUCUCAGAAAGAUGCAUCUUGCCUGACAAACUUUGGAAAGAAAGGAAUAUACUAUUUCUUCAACAGUCAGCACACAGAAUGUAAUGACAUUUGUCACCACCUUUCUCUAACAAGACCAUCAGUGGAAAAACUGAACUGAGCUUUGGCAAAAUUAAGGUGGUUUUCCAAGAGACUCUUAAGUUAAUACACAACAGUAUUUUCUGCAUCACAGUACCCAAUCUAAUCAAGUCACAUUUUCAGUUUUCUUUGUGCAGUAGCAGCAAUCCCAUGAAGCACCAUCUUUUUAAUGCUACUUCUCCCCUGACAUGGCCAUGUGGAGAGUGGGAUAUAGGAUCAUAAAAUCAUAGAACCAUAGUAUUAGAUGGCACUACAAGAUACAGAAUGGGGGACGCCUGGCUCGAGAGCAGUACGUGUGAAAAAGAUCUUGGAGUCCUUGUGGACAACAAGUUAAACAUGAGCCAACAAUGUGAUGUGGCGGCAAAAAAAGCCAAUGGGAUUUUGGCCUGCAUCAAUAGGAGCAUAGUGUCUAGA
Messenger RNA from Anolis sagrei ordinatus, 4139 nucleotides. It is a transcript of the gene ALPK1, whose product is annotated as alpha kinase 1. Gene Ontology annotation, biological process: cytoplasmic pattern recognition receptor signaling pathway; innate immune response; protein phosphorylation. Gene Ontology annotation, cellular component: cilium. Gene Ontology annotation, molecular function: ATP binding; protein serine/threonine kinase activity; monosaccharide binding. The record is from RefSeq and is a predicted model, not a curated record. NCBI's taxonomy places the organism in Eukaryota, Metazoa, Chordata, Lepidosauria, Squamata, Anolidae.